Molecule: messenger RNA, 1592 nt
Organism: Oryza sativa Japonica Group (Japanese rice)
Lineage: Eukaryota; Viridiplantae; Streptophyta; Magnoliopsida; Poales; Poaceae
Source: RefSeq, a predicted model, not a curated record
UACUCCACUUGUCAUCACGGCGACGGAACAAGUCUUUUGCUAACGGCGUAAGACCCGACCGCAGUCCACCUGAGAAAGAUCUCCGACCGCCGUCUAAUGCCGCCGCCGCCACCUCCGCCGCUGUCCGCCGCCGGCGCCGGCGGCGGCGGCGGCCGGAGGCGGUGGCAGAAACGGCUGAGCCCCACACUCGCGCGGGACCGCUGCUACACCCGCGCCUUCCGCUCCGCGGGCCUCCGCCCCACCGCCGUCCCGCUCCCCGACGGCGCCGUCGUCCACCUCUGGCUGCCCCCGGCGGCGCCGCCCGCGGCGGCGCUCCAGCCCGUCCUCCUCCUCCACGGCUUCGGCGCGCGCGCCACCUGGCAGUGGGCGCCCUUCCUCCGCCCGCUCAUCGCCGCGGGCCUCGCGCCGUUCGUCCCGGACCUCGUCUUCUUCGGCGGCUCCGCCUCCCCCGCCGCCGACCGCUCCCCGGCGUACCAGGCCGCCUGCGUCGCCGCGGCCAUGGCGGCGGUGCUCCCGGGGGCCCCGCAGGCGCAGGCGCAGCGGUACGCCGUCGUCGGCGUCAGCUACGGGGGCUUCGUGGCGUACCACCUCGCCCACGCGUUCCCGGCCGCGGUGGAGCGGCUCGUGCUCGUCGCCGCCGGGGUGUGCCUCGAGGAGGCCGACCUCGCCGCGGGGCUCUUCGCCGUGGAGGACAUCGCGGAGGCGGCCAGCCUGCUGCUGCCGCAGCGGCCGGAGGAUCUCAGGCGGCUGGUCGGGCUCACCUUUUGCCGCCCGCCGCGGUUCAUGCCGUCCUGCUUCAUCAGAGACUACAUCAGGGUUAUGUGCACUGAGAAUGUCAAGGAAAAGACUGAGUUAUUACAUGCUUUGAUCAAUGGUAAGAAGCUUUCAGACCUUCCAAAAAUUAACCAGCAAACCUUGAUAAUUUGGGGAGAGCAAGAUCGGGUCUUUCCAUUGGAACUUGGCCUACGGCUUAAGAGACAUUUGGGGGAUACAUCCGAGCUAGUCAUUGUCAAGAACGCUGGACAUGCCAUAAACCGCGAAAAGCCAGCUGAGCUAUGUAGACUUAUAAAGAACUGUAUCGCUGAUCCGUCUGUCAAGUAUCGAGAUGGUCACAAGGGGUCCUGGAAGAGUGCGAUAAAAAGGUUUGCUGGGUCGAGUCUGAGGAAGGUAGACUCUACCCGACCACUGUUAUAAUGCAUAUACUGACCAAUACCAUGUAAGAAAUUUGACAUCAUAUAAGUUUAUAACCACGAUAAGCAAACUUUCUCCCUUAAGAAUCACUGUGAUGUUUGCGUGUGAUUUACUGUUUACACUAAACAAUGACCACGGAAUGAAGAUUGACAAGAAAAGGCCGCAGCUAUGUUUCAUAUAUGAGAAAAGAGGCCAGUUAGGAAACUGGGCCUGUAAACUGGGGCCUAUGGUUGGCCCAGUAUAUCCAUCGUCAUACUCUUCUGACCUUUUUCCUUUAAUUUAGGCUCACUCAGAAGAACUUUUCUCCACUUACAAAAUUCAUAUGAAAUCUGUUCAUUCCAAACAGACAUCAUGUAUCUGGAUGAUCUUACUUAUCUCAAUUCAUAGCUAUGCUUUAUUUA